Osmia bicornis bicornis is the source of this 2038-nucleotide messenger RNA. RefSeq names its product solute carrier family 2, facilitated glucose transporter member 1-like. Gene Ontology annotation, cellular component: membrane. Gene Ontology annotation, biological process: monosaccharide transmembrane transport. Gene Ontology annotation, molecular function: hexose transmembrane transporter activity. NCBI's taxonomy places the organism in Eukaryota, Metazoa, Arthropoda, Insecta, Hymenoptera, Megachilidae. Bases 96 to 1658 code for a protein of 520 amino acids. The transcript has 9 exons. The record is from RefSeq and is a predicted model, not a curated record.
GGCAACGCAACCGUGUUACGGUCAGCCAGUAGCGUCUAUAGUCUAGUGUCAUUUACCGUUCAGACAUCGUGUCAGUGACACGUGUUGUACAAAGCAUGGCGUUAGAUAGUCAUGCUGCCGUACUCACGGAUGCUGAUCGUUCGCAUCAAACGACUUCGGAUAAUCGUGAUGAAAGAUCGACACCAGGUGGAUGGACUGUUACCUUAGUCCUAGCAGGUGUUACAUGUUGUCUAGGUUCAGCUGUACCAGCAGGAUUCAACAUAGGCGUAUUAAACAAUGCAGCCCACUUGGUAGAAUCAUUUUGUAACGAAAGUAUUAAGGAAAGAUAUGACGUGGAUGUUUCUCAAAAUAAUCUAAAAAUAAUCUGGUCAACCGUUGUUUCAAUUUUUCUUAUUGGUGGUGCAAUUGGUUCAUUUCUUGGUAGUUGGGUAGCAGACAGAUAUGGAAGGAAAAGAGCACUGUGUAUUGGAAACGUAUUUGGCAUUGCAGGAGCUGUGAUGUUUUUUUUAAUAAAAAAGUUAAACUCAAUUGAACUUUUAUUAGCAGGUCGAUUAUUUGUAGGUUUUUCUGCAGGUUUUGCAACGUGUGUUGUACCAACGUACAUGGCAGAAAUUGCCCCCCUUAGGUUGAGAGGUGCUGUUGGAGUUUUAUGUCAGCUAGGGAUUACAUGUGGUGUAUUUUUAGGCCAAAUUGCAGGACUCCAUUCGGUUUUAGGAACUGAAAAUUCUUGGCAUUACAUGUUGGGAGCGUUUGUUCCAUUAUGUUUAUAUGCUUUAGCUCUUACAAGUAUUGCUUUACCAGAGAGUCCUAAAUAUUUAUUUAUAAUUAAAGAACAAAAACAAAGGGCUUUAGAUGAACUUAGUAGGAUACGUAAUAUGGAUAUAAUGCUUUUGCAAGUAGAAAUUGCUAAUCUACAGCAGGAAAUGGAAUCGAAGACAACAGCUGAACCUUGGACAAUUAAACGUAUACUGAAAGAUCCAAGUUUAAAGCUUCCUGUAUUUUUAGUUUGUAUGAUACAGUUUGGACAACAGAUGAGUGGUAUAAACGUUGUAUUUUAUUAUUCUAACUCGAUCUUUCUGGAUGCUGGACUUGGCAUCGCAGGAGCACAGUAUGCUACUCUUGGAACUGGAGUAGCUAACAUUGCCAUGGCAUUGAUUUCUGUACCAGUGAUGUCAUCUUUAAACAGAAGAAGCGUUCUACUCGCCAGUAUUUAUUUAUGCUUUGGAUGCCUCUUACUUUUAUGCAUUUCAAUUUUGUUAAGUCAUGUAGGAUCAUAUAUGCCGUUUAUUUGUACGAUAGCCGUAUUGGCUUAUGUGAUAUUUUAUGGUAUUGGUCUUGGUCCAAUACCAUACUUCAUCGCAUCAGAAUUAUUUGAUGUUGGCCCCGGACCAAUUGCUAUGGCACUCGGUAGUAUCUUUAAUUGGGGUGGAAAUUUCAUGGUGGGCAUGAUGUUCCCAACGGUAGAAAGUAUUAUAGGACCGUACACCUUUUUAAUAUUUGCUGGGGCUCUAUUACUCCUUGCACAAAUGAUUAGGAUAUAUUUACCUGAGACCAGGGGAAGAAAUACGACGGACGUAGCGGCAUCGAUAAAUCAAGGCUUCAGAUCUAGACCAAAUUCAAUACCAAAUUCUAUGGCAAAUGCUAUUCUUGCCGCUUAGAAGAAACAAGUGAUAUAUUAAAAAUUUUUUGAUACUUAGGUUUUACUAUCGGAAUAUUUUCGGAUCUCAGAAGGACUAAUUUUAAGGAAUAUAUAUAAACAUAUUGCAAAAAUUGAAAUUAAAAUUUAAUAUAAUCAAAAGUGCACUUAAUUCGUAAAUAUAAUGGACUAGCAAUCUUGUGUCCUUAAAUUUGUCAUUGUUAAAUUAAAAAGCACGUCACUGCCCGUGUAAGAAAUUAAUUUAUUCUUUUUUGCUAUAUCAUACUUUAUGCAAUACUUUUAAAAUUACAACAUUUUUCUUACUAGUAUAAUAUACAAUACGCAUGUAACGAAAUUUAAAAUUAAGGUUUAUAAAUGUUGAUUUCAAAAUUUGUUAUACAA